Messenger RNA from Pomacea canaliculata, 2393 nucleotides. RefSeq lists its product as uncharacterized. The record is from RefSeq and is a predicted model, not a curated record. Bases 325 to 2334 code for a protein of 669 amino acids. Lineage: Eukaryota; Metazoa; Mollusca; Gastropoda; Architaenioglossa; Ampullariidae. The transcript is spliced from 10 exons.
CCUUUGACAAACAUUGCUUAAUAGCUCCACAGCGCACCUAGUCAUGCAUGUGACGGGUGAGGUUAAGUGGGUACAGCUAUGCAGACACCCCUGUUCAAAGCACUGCACCCGCGUAUAUAACUUUCCCGUGGCGUCGAUGCAGGUAGCCACAGAGAGAACUGAAAAGGCGAACGAGAAUCACAAAGUGACAUCAAAGUCGAUGAUAGAGUUACUUCAAAAAUCUUCACAGCACUUUCAUCGUUUUAUGGCCUUGAAUAACGGAGUAAAAAAACACAAUCCUGAUGUUAUACAAGCAAUAGAUUACAAGAAAAGCGCAGAAGGACGAUGAGUCUCUUUACCGAUCCAGAAAUUUCCAUUCCUGCUCCCUACCCAUACUCCUAUAAUCCGCCAGCCUCUGAUUCUGACUCCACUGAUUCUGAAGAAGGUCGACAUGGAAGGCGAUGCAUGAAGAGGGCGCUGGGGUGCAAGCUUACACUAUUCCCAACUCUUAGGUUUUGUCGGCGACACAUGUGGUUGUCCAAAGUGCCCCGCGCGAGAUGUUGUCCAAAGCCACGGACCGUGACGACCAUGAAGUGCUGCACCACCAUGGCGGCCUUGUUGCUGCUGACCUUGACACUCAUCGCCUACGCUACCAACCGUGACCUGACGCUGAGCGUGGCGGGAGCGUUGUCGCGGCCAUUUCCGGCAGCACCGCCAACGGAAGGGUCAUUCGGCCUUUUGGGAGAGCAGAUUGACAGCGCGAUUGCCCUAUCCUCCAACCCAGACAAAGAAAGCACAGAGGAUAAAAAUAGACUACAAGAGGCUGUUGCAGAUAGCAAAACCAUGGACGCGGACUUCAAGGGCCAGACGAAGAUCAGCCUCGUCCACUACGUCUGGUGCGGGUUACGGCUUUUCGACUUCCGGAACUAUCUGGCUAUACGUAGUGCGCUGCAGGCUGUUCGGCCUGAGAAGGUUGUUGUCCACUAUGACUACCUGCCCAUGCAGGACCCCGAGUCAUAUUACACCUGGCUGGACCUCCUGCAGGAACAGUACCCCAACGUGAUGCUGCUAAAGGUGGACAAGACGAGUCAGCGAGAGUGCAGAGCUAGCGGACCCACCCGCUUUCUUCUGAUCUUGGACAUCCUGCAGCGCUACGGCGGUAUGUACCUUCCGGAUGACGCCAUUUUCUUGCGGAUCCCGCAGCGCCAUCUGGAAAAAGACUUCGUCUCGGGAGUGGCCUCCUGCUCCUUGACCUACUUCGCGGAGGGCGCGAUUGUGGUCACAGUGCAAAAUGUCAGUCUGCCUCAGAAGGACAAGCAGCUUCUGCGCAGGAUCAGCCAGUGUCAAGCUAAGGAGGACGAUCUUCGCCCUUGCAUCACGGACGCCCGCUUCCUGGAGCUGCCGUCCUCCCAGCCAUCCUGCGUGCGCCUGCAUUCCGUGACCUUUCCUAAGGACAUCUGGUACUCUUACGACCGCCUGUCCAACCUCAGCAAGAAUGUAGCCUACGGUACGUCCUACGUGAUGCCCAGGCGCAGUCCAUACGCCGAUGAUCGUACGCCUCGCAUCGCACACUACCUGUGCACUGAUGACUGCCGGCUGUCCUUCAGUGUUUAUUUAAGUGUUCUCAGUGCUCUGCAUGUUGGGGAACUGGAUCGCGCAGUGAUUCAUGGGCCGGUGCAGCCAUCUGGACCUUGGUGGCAACGACUUCAGCAAGAUGUCGGGAGCAGAGUCUUGUACCUGAACAGAGAGUUCCCCCUCUCAAGAGACCCAAGUCUGGAAAUGACCAACCAAAUGCGUCGUUACAUCAUGCGCACAGAAAUACUGGUGCAUUAUGGCGGCAUCUUCAGCGAUGGUCACGUGUUUUGGACGCAGCGGCUUCCGGAUGAAUUGCUUGAGUACGAAGCAGUGGCGUCCCCUGACUGGCAUGCGCACGGCAGCUGGCCAGAGUCCAUCAACCACGCCCUCCUCGUUGCGCGUGGGGGAGCUCUGUACUUGCAAAGACUCCUGGACGUGUACUAUGACAACAGCAACACACAGUCUCCUUGGUUCCCUGACCACUAUCUGUCUUACAGACUACUGGAGGUGGAUCCCACUCUUUUGUAUCUCUAUCCGCGGUUACAGGUAAAAUGUUUGAACCACAACUGCCACCCGGUGUGGGAAGAGGGCUAUCGGUCGACUUUCCUGCAGAACAGGCCGGGUCAGCAGUUCGACUGGCAGAAGGACACGUUGACCGUCUACUGGCUGGACUCCUUUCCGGAUCUGGAGGUGGAUCAGGUCAGGUUCAGCACUGGCCUCAUCGUGGACAUCGCCAGGUUUAUCCUGAGGGCCGCAAAUGUGGGGAUUGACUUUCUGUGAUAUGUUGCUGUGUUCUCAAUGCAUCAUCAUCAUCAUCAUCAUCAUCAUCAUCAUCAGCA